This is a messenger RNA of Paramormyrops kingsleyae, 4810 nucleotides long. RefSeq names its product dystrophin related protein 2 (gene drp2). Gene Ontology annotation, cellular component: plasma membrane. Gene Ontology annotation, biological process: synaptic signaling. Gene Ontology annotation, molecular function: protein binding; zinc ion binding. The record is from RefSeq and is a predicted model, not a curated record. NCBI's taxonomy places the organism in Eukaryota, Metazoa, Chordata, Actinopteri, Osteoglossiformes, Mormyridae.
AUUAGGACCCGAGAGAUCUCUCUUCAUCGGAUCGGCGUCUCAAGCACAUCUCCCUCUCUUUCCGAUCCACUCUCUCCCCACUUUCUAUUCAUCCGUCUAUCUGACACUGGAACGUUUCUAUCAGACAAGCCAAGUCUGCUCCUUGGCUCUCUGAGGGUCCUUACGAUACCGGGGGUACCAGACGGUACCGAAGCAAGUACCGGCGUGGAUCCCCUGCCCGGGAUGUUUCCGCGCGCCUGGCUGUCGGACGUGGGACUCUGAGGGGCGUGAGCUCGGCACACAGUCCAGGGGGCGCCGUGUGGGACGCGGAGACGCUGACAUGAACCUGUGCUGGAGUGAGAUCAAACGCAAGUCCCACAGUAUCCGGGUGCGUCUGGAGGCCUUAUCGGACAACAGUGGGAAGCUGCAGCUGUCCCUGCAGGAGAUCAUCGAGUGGCUGACCGGGAAGGACGAGGAGCUGUCAGAGCAGCUGCCCAUAGGGGGCGACGUGGAGACCGUCCAGCAGCAGAGGGAGCUACAUCAGGCCUUUAUGGAGGAAGUUAAGUCCAGGGGACCGUUCAUCUACUCGGUGCUGGAGUCAGCCCAGGCCUUCCUGACGCAGAACCCCUUCGAGGAGGUGGAGGAGACGCUGGCUGACAGUAAAGAUGCAUCGCCACGGCGACGGGCCCUGAACGUCAGCCGUGCCGUGUGGAAGCAGGCCAGCGUGGCGGGCGACUUGUGGGAGAAGCUGACGGCACGUUGCGUGGACCGGCAGCGGCACAUGGAGCGCACACUGGAGCAGCUGCUGCAGGCACAGGCCGCCAUGGGGGGGCUGGCUGGCGCGCUGCAGCAGGCCGAGAGCGUGCGCGACUCCUGGGAGCCCGUGGGCGACCUCUUCAUCGACGCUCUGCAGGAACACAUCGACGCCACCAAGCUGUUUAAGGAGGAGCUGACUCAGGUGAAGGAGGGCAUGAAGCACAUCAACGACCUGGCACAUCAGCUGGCUGUCUCGGACGUGCACCUGACUGUGGAAAAUGCCCGCUGCCUGGAGCAGCUCAACAGCCGCUGGAAGCUCCUGCAGAGCUCCAUCGAGGAGAGGCUAAAGCAGCUGCAGGAUGCCCACCGGGACUUUGGCCCUGGGUCACAGCACUUCCUCUCCAGUUCUGUGCAGAUGCCGUGGGAGCGAGCCAUAUCGCCUAACAAAGUGCCAUACUACAUCAACCAUCAGGCCCAGACAACCUGCUGGGACCAUCCAAAGAUGACAGAGCUGUACCAGGCGCUGUCGGAUCUGAACGACAUCAAAUUCUCUGCGUACCGGACGGCUAUGAAACUGCGGCGGGUGCAGAAAGCCUUGAGGCUGGACUCACUGCUGCUGGCCAGUGUGGUGGAUGUCUUCCGGGAGCAGGCGCUGGAGCAGCUAGAACACAGCAUGGACGUGGUGGAGGUGAUCCACGCACUGACGGGCCUGUAUGAGCGACUGGAAGAGGAGCGCGGUGCCCUCAUCAACAUCCCGCUCUGUGUUGACAUGUGCCUCAAUUGGCUGCUCAAUGUAUAUGACAGUGGUCGCAAUGGGAAAGUACGGGUCCUGUCCUUCAAGACAGGUCUGGUGUGCCUUUGCAAAGCUGACAUCCAGGACAAGUACAAGUACCUGUUCAGCCAGGUGUCGGGGCCCGGUGGGCUCACAGACCAGCGGCACCUCAGCAUGCUGCUGCACGAGGCCAUCCAGAUCCCGCGGCAGCUGGGCGAGGUGGCCGCCUUCGGGGGCAGCAACGUGGAGCCCAGCGUGCGCAGCUGCUUCCGAGUGGCCCCGGGGCGGUCCGCCAUCGAGCUGGCCCACUUCCUGGAGUGGAUGAGCCUAGAGCCGCAGUCGAUGGUGUGGCUGCCGGUGCUGCACCGCGUGACGGCCGCCGAGUCGGCCAAGCACCAGGCCAAGUGCUCCGUCUGCAAGCAAUGCCCAAUCAAGGGCUUCAGGUACCGCAGUCUGAAGCAGUUUAACGUGGACAUCUGUCAGACGUGCUUCCUGACAGGACGCACCAGCAAGGGCACACGGCUGCACUACCCCAUUAUGGAGUAUUACACCCCGACGACCUCUGGGGAGAAGAUGCGCGACUUCGCCAAGACGCUCAAGAACAAGUUCCGGUCCAAGCAGUACUUCAGCAAGCAUCCGCAGAGAGGCUACCUUCCCGUGCAAUCUGUGCUGGAGGCAGAGACCGUGGAGAGCCCCGGCUCCUCCCCCAAGCUGCCGCACGCCGACACGCACUCCAGGAUCGAGCACUUCGCCAGCAGACUGGCAGAGAUGGAGAACCAGACCUGCACCUUCUUCACAGGCAGCCUGUCUCCCGACGAAAGCCUGGAUGAAGAUCAGUACCUCCUCCGUCACUCCAGUGCUGCCCUCGAUCUGGACUCCCCCACGGGACAGCAUAUCUUGGGCGCCAUCGACUGUGGGGACAAGGACGAGCUGCAGAGGACGCUGGAGCGGCUGGAGAACGAGAACAGGGUCCUGCAGGGGGAGUACCGGCGUCUGAAGUGGAGGCAUGAGGAGGCUGCGGCCUCGCCGCAGCUACUGGGAGGUCCGCCAGGAUCACCAGCGAGUCACCAGGACGAGGAGCUGCUGGCGGAGGCGCGGGUGCUGAGGCAACACAAGACCCGGCUGGAGACGCGCAUGCAGAUCCUGGAGGACCACAAUAAGCAGCUGGAGUCCCAGCUGCAGAGGCUCAGAGAGCUGCUGCUUCAGCCCAAAGAUGAUUCGGAGGCCAAUGGAUCAACAGCGUCCUCCCUGUCUUCGCCUGUGUCGGCGGGCGGUUACCCACGGCGACGGCACAGCCGAGAGACUCCAGACACAGAGGACGCUGGGGAUGAUGAGAAUGAGGGCCAACGUGACACGGUGCUGCAGCUGCAGGAGGUCAUCGAGCAGCUGCGUAAUGUCUUCCCGUCGGAGGCAGGCGCAUCCAGGAUGAGGCCCGAGAGGCAGGCCGCUCCUCGCUCGUGAGUGAAGGAGAAGGACUUUCCAUGCUCAACAGAGGAGUUCCCCGGGAGAGACUGCAGCUGGACCAUGUGACCCACAUCCAUCAAGCGCCUCGUGUUCCAGCCUCGACACCAGUGUGGUUCCAGAAGCUCAUUGCUGUGUCAACACUGUGUUUACCAGCUUUGGGUCCAUAUGAGCUGCGAAGCUUUUUUAUUUUUUUUUAACUCAUGCAGCACGAAACUGAGCUCAAUCUGCACAGGGGACAGAGGGGUGGUCUGUUGUCCCCAAGGGGACAGAGAGGUGGUCUGUUGUCCCCAGUGUCUCGGUUUCCUUGAACUCCUUCCCACUGCGGCAGAGAAUGGACAGACUGCGUGUGCACAUGCUGGCAAAGGCAUCGAGCGCGCAGAGCUGUAAGUGACUGUCACUGUCAGGUGGUGCGUUUUUAUCAGCCACACCCCUGCUGACCCCCCCCCCCCUGCCCCCACCCCACCGGGUGCUAAGGCUGCCUACCUGGGCCAGACAGAGUUGCUGGCCCCAGGUGAAAUAAAGAACUUUAAGCACAGUUCACAUGCCUUAAAACCCUGGGAGAUUCAGCGGAAGACGGUGCAACCCUGGGUCUCCUUUACCACUGUCCCAGUGACAUUUGUGCGUGGUGGUGUGUGGACACCAUAAAUGCACACGAGCCAUUUUCACUUCUCAUCUUCACAACUGGGAAGGAAAUGUCUUAUGGUGAACUGAAGGGCGCUUGAUGGUGAUUCUGUGGUGAAAACCAGGAAAAGCAGGUGACAAACAGAGUAGCGUGAGGAAGCUGGUUAGGAUACCACUGAAAACUUUCCAGCUUUCAAAGGCAGCACCAGCGCCAUUUAACGGACUCGUCCCAGACUGAAGUGUGUUAUUGUAUGAAUUCAGGAUAUGUAGUUCAGCAGGGCUGGUCACCCCAAUGGGGUACACCGACCUCACCGUCAAACACGAAUGUCGGCAAUAAUCUCAUUCCACAUCUGUAUGGCUUUUCUACCCAUUGUUCCGUACCUCCACACGCAGAGAUUGCUGCUUGUUGUGAUUUGGUUACUAGGCAACUGUCUCCAUGGGUGCCCCAGCUACAGAAUGCUUUCAAGGAGGGGUCGUGUUUUGUAGAAAUAACAAAUCUCCAUAUGUUAAGGUGAUUGAGCGGCUGGCGGAGCAUCUAGCCCACCAUCGUUGUGCCUCUGUGUUGACCCCCCCCCCACCCCCAUCACUCUUCAAGAUCAGCAUCACUUCACCACAGAGGGAUAUGAGAGUCAUCAGUGUUUUUCCCAGGUGCUUGAAAUCACACAUACCUGCAUAUCCUUGGGUCAUUGAACCUUUUAUUGUAUUUGGUGAACAUAAAUAAGCACAGCUAACUGCAUUUUCAGUAUAUGACAGCUCAGCCAGGAAGUGGAGCGUGAUUCGUGACUGAGAAACAUAUUGUUGAGAAGUAACCUAUCAGGGAGGACUUCACAGUUCCCACCCUUAUAGGAACCUGCUCACAUUUAUUAAUGUAUUGGAUCAAGGGGAGGUCAUGUGACCCCUGUAUUUGCUGUGUCUGUGUGUGAAUCCCAUGGAUUUACAGCAGGAAGUGCUCAUGUUCUCUCUCAGCUGCUACCACGUUAUAAUUUCAAAGCAAACAGCUAAUUUGCUCUCCUCCUCCCUCCUUUUGUCUGAUGACAGUGUGAUUUUUUUUUGUGUCACUGUUUGGAAAUGUAUUUAUUCUCACUUUUGUUUUCAUUCAAUAAUGACACAAUUUGUUUUUGUAGAAACUAAAAAGAAGUGAUUUUCAAAAUGGAAAGAUUAUAAAUGGUUGCUUUCUACUGACGUGUACAGAAAUAAAUUUGUAUUUGUCAUAAGCAA